Messenger RNA from Schizophyllum commune H4-8, 948 nucleotides. RefSeq names its product uracil-DNA glycosylase. Gene Ontology annotation, biological process: base-excision repair; base-excision repair, AP site formation via deaminated base removal. Gene Ontology annotation, cellular component: nucleus; mitochondrion. The record is from RefSeq and is a predicted model, not a curated record. NCBI's taxonomy places the organism in Eukaryota, Fungi, Basidiomycota, Agaricomycetes, Agaricales, Schizophyllaceae. The transcript is spliced from 6 exons. Gene Ontology annotation, molecular function: uracil DNA N-glycosylase activity. The coding region runs from base 1 to 948 and encodes 315 amino acids.
AUGGACAGCUUCUUCGCUCCUCCGGCAAAGAAAGAUGGCACGGCAGAGCCUGCGCUGAAGAAGCCCAAGCUGGCUGCCAGCGCAUCCUCCAGUUCGGUCACUUGCAGCCCUACCAAGGCUCUUUCUGGUGUCCAGACGCUCAAUUCUAUUCCCUUCUCCGUGUCUGCAUUUGUAGAUUCGUUGAACGACGAGCAGAAGAGGCUGCUCAAGCUCGAGAUUGAGUGCAUGAACAAGACUUGGCUCAAAAUCCUUCAAGAUGAAAUCAAGAAGCCAUACUUCAUUGCCCUGAAGCGCUACCUCUGGGAAGAGGGUGUCCACGGCCCCGACGACACCCCCACGCCCCUCAAAGUCUACCCACCUCCGCGCGACAUCUACUCCUGGUCCCACACACCCCUGGGGCGCGUCAAGGUCGUCAUUCUCGGCCAGGACCCCUACCACGGUCCCGGCCAGGCCCAUGGCCUCUGCUUCUCCGUGCGCAAGGGCGUCCGGACGCCACCAUCGCUCAGGAAUAUCUACACCGAACUCACCAACGAAUACGGCGAGGACAACUUCAAGGCGCCGAAGCACGGCUACCUCGGCGCGUGGGCCGACCAGGGCGUGCUCCUGCUCAAUGCCGCGCUCACGGUGCGCGCCGAGAAGGCAAACUCGCACGCGAAGCGCGGGUGGGAGACGUUUACGGAGAAGGUUAUUGAGGCGCCCUCUGGCGUCGGUCGCGGUGUUGUCUUCCUGGCUUGGGGUAGAGCGGCCGAAGGGCGGGUAGCGAAGCUGGAUAAGGUGCGUAUCUUUACGGUGUCUACGCUGAGGGCUCUCAGACACCCCUCCCCACUCGCCCAAUCGUCCGGUCCCGGCUUCGUCGGCAACGGCCACUUCAAGAAGGCCAAUGAGUGGCUGGAAGAGAGAUACGGGCCUGCGGGGACAGUGGACUGGUGUGCGGUUCAGAAUGAUUAG